Messenger RNA from Aedes albopictus (Asian tiger mosquito), 3270 nucleotides. RefSeq lists its product as uncharacterized. Gene Ontology annotation, biological process: proteolysis. Gene Ontology annotation, molecular function: aspartic-type endopeptidase activity. The record is from RefSeq and is a predicted model, not a curated record. NCBI's taxonomy places the organism in Eukaryota, Metazoa, Arthropoda, Insecta, Diptera, Culicidae. The transcript has 2 exons. Bases 1104 to 2429 code for a protein of 441 amino acids.
CAGCGAGGGCGGUCAUGCUGCAGCACGGGACCCGACAGAACGUGGAGCGAUAUAGAAGAACGUGGAAACAACAGACCCGUUUCUUCCGGGAGUAAAUGCGCCGCCAGGCAGAAGCGGAAUGUGAACAAAUGGAACUGCUGUUCUGGUCACAAGAAACGCGGAUGUUCUAUCAGAAGCUCAACGCAUCUUGCAAAACCCUUGUGCCACGAGCAGAAAUGUGCAGGGAUAAGAACGGUAGCAUCUUGACUGACGGACGUGAGUGUGAUGACCACUAUUAGCGUGAUGAAAUGAGUGACCUACGACUACUCGUUUAGAGAUAGCCGAUCAGAAAUAAUAAAGUCAGUUGUUUGCUGAAGCGUGCAUCGUAAGCAUCUCGGUCUUCUGAAUGGUAUAUAAUCCGAACCGUCUAAACUAGAAUACCUAGAUAUAAUAGCUGGCGGCGAGGUGAAAAUCGAGUUGGGUUUUAGUGAUUUGCUAAAAGUGUGGUUUGAUUAAGCAACACAAUAAACCGUUGUGGACAUAUAUCACCUGACGAUCAUCUCAAUUUUGGUGAUUCUUGACGGUGUAGUGAUUUGGUUUGCAUGCCUAGGACCGUUUGCAUGUAAUUGGAAUAAAACAAUAAAAGUAGAGGUUUGGUUGUUUUGUUCAACAGAAAGUGCUUGAAACACAAUAGUGUACAACCCGCCAUCGUACUGUUUGUCUAUAGUUUGGUUUGGCGCGGUAAGACGACAAGUGACGAAUAGUGAUCAAUAUAAGUCACAGACAUUUUUGCGUGUGGUUGGUGCUAGCAGCCAUCUAUUCUUCGGUUUGUAUUGCGCUGUGGAUAUUUUUUUCAACCUGCUAUUUGUCCUGCUGAGUCAUCUAUCCACCAGGUACGUUUAUGUGUUCAGUGUCGUUUGUUUGUUACGAUAAUUGGGUUUUGUUUGACAAAAGUAUAUUACGAAGUUUUAGAGAGGUUUUGCAGGUAUUGAUGAAACUGUUUAAUUUUUUUUCUUUGGUCGAGUAGUUUGAUUUAAAAAUUAGUUACCUAAAAUCCGAAAUUUGGCUACUACAAGUGUUUGAAUUUUUGCGUUUUUGAUUUUUUUUUCCGUUUUAAAGUAAAUAUGCCUAUUGUCAGUAACAUCGAGCCGUACCAUCCAGGUGGGAGUAUACCCUUCUCCCAAUAUUUAGAACAGUUGGAGAUAAUGUUCGACCACCAGAAGGUUGCAGAGGCGGAAAGAAAAAUCAGCUUCCUGGCAGCUUGUAGUACGGAGGUAUACAGUGAGUUAAAGCUGUUGUUCCCCGGCAAAAAUGUGAGGGAAUUAGAGUUGAAGGAAAUGACUGAUGCAUUAAAAAAACGUUUUGACCAAACCGAAAAUGACCUGGUGCAGCGGAUUAGGUUCUAUGCUCGGGUUCAAAAGCCCAAUGAGCGCGCCGUAGAUUUUGUUCUGGCUGUGAAGCAACUAGCCGAGUUUUGCAACUUCGGCAACUUUAAAGACACAGCGAUACGUGACAAAUUGCUUUGUAGUAUACAAAGUAAGCAACUACAGGAAAGAUUACUGGACGAGGACGACUUGACUUUGGCUAAAACUGAACGCAUAAUCAUCAAUCGAGAGCAAGCAAAUCAGCGAGCUUCACUAAUUAGCGAAGAACAGCCUAGGGUUAGCGUGGUUGAACGCCUUGGUAGGAAGAAGGUAGAAUUCCGUCGUGAUUCAACUCCACCGCCUAUGAGAUCUAGAGGUAGGAGUCCGGACAGGAGCAGAGAAUAUCGAGGACGUGCUGGUAGCUGGAGCCGUAGUCGUAGUCGUAGCAGGUCGGAUUCAAGAAAGCGUGGCGGAAGAACUUUCUUCUGCAAUUACUGCAGGCGGAAGGGCCAUACUAGAAAGUAUUGCUUCGACUUGAAGCACCAGAAGCAGUCCAUAAAAUCGGUUGCUGUUGACAGCAAGAAACCGAACUUAAACGAGAGGCUGAGAAGAGCGAGAGAUGAUGAUUCUUUUUCAGACAACGAAAGGAUGGACGUUUUGAUGGUUUCUGCAAGCAAGCGAACUAGUCAGCCGUGCAUGAUUGACCCGGUCAUUAAUAACCAGAUUUUGCGUAUGGAAAUAGACAGUGGGUCCGCUGUUUCCGUUAUAAGUAGAACAACUUACGAGCGAUCCUUUAGAAGCAAGCCUUUGUCUAACUGCUCAAUCGAACUAGCUGUUGUCGAUGGUGCUCCUCUAGCCGUUGCCGGAAAAUUUGUUGCAGAGGUUACCACAAACGGGUUGCGCAAGAAGUUGCCAUUGGUAGUUGUAGAAAGCAGGAAGGAUUUCAUCCCGUUGUUCGGCAGAGACUGGCUGGACGUUUUCUUCCCAACAUGGCGUGGAGCUUUUCGUCCGUUAACGGUGAAUCGCGUAGAGGCAUCGGAAGAAGAAGUCGUUAUAGAGGAUGUUAAGGAUAUCUGUUGGUGGUAGGACGUAUACUGCUCAUCGCGAACAGUUGAAGUUUAAGGUCAAAAGGCCCAAUUUAUUUGUUUGCGAUUGGAAAGAGAGCAGAAAACGUCCUAGGGAGGAAGACGGUGAUGAUAGUGAUGACCCGGACAGCAGUGACGUAUACGGUUUCGUAGCAGAUUCGUUUUUGUUUAAUCCGCAAGCGCAAUCCGACAGUAGUUUGUUAGAAUCGAGCAUGCAUGGCAGUAGUUUGCCAUUACUGCCGUUUUCAGACGGGAGUUUAAACAGUAACAACCCCGUUCCGACGAUCGUUGCCGAUGAUCCAGCAUCAUCCACGAGGGCGAAGCGUUCUGACAUCGUCGCGUGUCCGAAUCGAAGGCGUUCUACUGAAUUUGUGCAAUCGAACGGAAGUAGCACUUGUGAUUCAUUCAGAAAAGUCAGUGAGCUGCAAUCGCAUAAUAAUGAAGUCGAACAGCGGCAAGAAAUUAUUCGAAAUGAAGUCGUUGGUCAUCGAGAAGGUACAAGAAUCAGGAGGUCUCAUCGAACAAAGCGAUUCAAAAGAGAUUCUAAUUAUUUGUAUUAUUAAGUUGAAUUAUAUUCAGUCGGAUUAUAUUUAAGCUUUCGAAGUGAAUUAUCAUAAAUGUUAAAUUUGACCUGAAUUUAUUGUAUAUUGGUUUAAUCUUAAGGAGGAAGAACUGUGAUGACCACUAUUAGCGUGAUGAAAUGAGUGACCUACGACUACUCGUUUAGAGAUAGCCGAUCAGAAAUAAUAAAGUCAGUUGUUUGCUGAAGCGUGCAUCGUAAGCAUCUCGGUCUUCUGAAUGGUAUAUAAUCCGAACCGUCUAAACUAGAAUACCUAGAUAUA